AUGAGGGGCUCUGACGCGAUGGCGACGCAGGCGUCGAGGUGGCGGCCACCGCAGAACCCGGCAGCCGUGCGGAAGUACUCAAGCGAGACUGCCGCCCCGCAGCCACCUGCGAAGAUCAUCUUGGAGGACCACUCCCUCAUCGAGGUCUUUCGGCGCUCGGCGGCUUUUCAGAGGAUCAUUGCCUACGUGCAAGGCUGCAGCGAGGCGGUGGAGUCGACGCCAAACCACCAGCGCCUGUCCGCCACGGUGGAUGACUGCGACGAUACGGUGAGGUACCUCGUAACGGACUACCUACCACGACUGCAUGACAUCGUGACCGCGAUCCCGCUGGAGGACAUGGCGCAGCAGCGCUUUGGCAACCGCGCCAAGCGCCUGUUUCACGCGCGACUCGAGGAGACGGUCAUCGCCGACAUGGAGAAGCUCAUCCGAACCUUUCCCACCUCCGCGGGUCGGUCGGAGGAGACGAUCACCGAUAUGGCGACAGAGGUGGCGGCGUACGUCAUGGACUCUUUCGGCAACGCCACCCGCCUCGACUACGGCAGCGGCCACGAGCUGCACUUCUUCAUCGUCAUCAUGAUCUGCCUCGAGGAGCACGGCGACGGCGGCGGGAGUCUGAAGGAUGAGCCGGCGGUGCUCGUCCCGCUCGAGGUGCCGCCGCCGCCGCCGGUGCCCCCAGCGGAGCGCGCGGAGGUGCGCAAGCGGCGUCAGGACUACAUCUUCUACGUCUUUCACGAAUACAUGCGCCUGGUCCGGCGUCUGCAGAAGCGUUACUCACUCGAGCCGGCGGGGUCGCACGGGGUAUGGGGCCUAGACGACUAUCACCACAUCCCCUACAUCUUCGGUGGUGCGCAGCUCAUCAACGCGGAGACACAACCCGUGAAACCGGCGGCCGAUCAGGAGGCGAUGAUAAUUCUACCCAAGCACGUCUGCGACCGCGCCAAGGUGGAGAUGCUGAAGGACAACUAUCUCUACUUUAGCAUGAUCGCGUGGAUCUUGGAGAACAAGUCGGGGCCCUUCCACGAGCACAGCAACAUGCUGUACAACAUCUCCGGUGUCGAGCGCUGGUCGAAGAUCUACAGCGGCAUGGUGAAGAUGUUCGCCGCGGAGGUACUGGCAAAGUUCAACGUGUCGCAGCACCUCCUUUUCGGCCGACAUCUGCCGUGGAACACGAAGACGAUGUGA
This is a messenger RNA of Leishmania mexicana MHOM/GT/2001/U1103, 1182 nucleotides long. Its product is annotated as phosphotyrosyl phosphate activator protein,putative. The transcript has a single exon. Bases 1 to 1182 code for a protein of 393 amino acids. Lineage: Eukaryota; Euglenozoa; Kinetoplastea; Trypanosomatida; Trypanosomatidae. The record is from RefSeq and is a predicted model, not a curated record. Gene Ontology annotation, cellular component: protein phosphatase type 2A complex; cytoplasm; nucleus. Gene Ontology annotation, molecular function: peptidyl-prolyl cis-trans isomerase activity; protein tyrosine phosphatase activator activity. Gene Ontology annotation, biological process: mitotic spindle organization.